Messenger RNA from Topomyia yanbarensis, 2641 nucleotides. RefSeq lists its product as uncharacterized. NCBI's taxonomy places the organism in Eukaryota, Metazoa, Arthropoda, Insecta, Diptera, Culicidae. The record is from RefSeq and is a predicted model, not a curated record. Bases 62 to 2545 code for a protein of 827 amino acids. The transcript has 3 exons.
UUGGGUGUUUUACAAAUUUAAAGUAGUUCGAGCUACAAGUUUUCUAAAUUCUCAAUAAAACAUGAGUGCCCAAAUUGGGGAACAGGCAACGAGGGCUGUGCUAAGCUUAGCUACUACACGGUCGCUCGAUCUAUCAGGAGAAACUGAAAAUAUCAGCAAGAUAUUACAGACAACUAGUAACUUGCCGGUUGGUCCAGUGAAUCCCUUUGCCAUAGAAGCCAGUCAACCGGCUGCCGCUUCACAAGUAGACGAUGAGUCCUUCAAAAUUCCAACGGCGAAUCAGAGACCGUUCUCAUAUAGCUUUCAAGGAGCAAUUCGUGAACCACCAGCAUAUCGAUUGGCACGUCCAUCUGUUUCAGUGCCAAGGCCUGGUCAGCCAGACGCUCUUGACUUUACUCCUCGUUCUGCUCGUGGUCGCAGGCGAGCUCCAAGAAGAAUUAUACCGUCAAGCGGUCCAGUCCAAGGUCCAAUCCAUAUAAGUGCAAUGUCACCAGCAGAGCAGCUUGACGAGGUGUCAAUCCCGUAUUCAACAACACUUUCAUUUACAACACCACCUCCAAUUCCGAAUGAAAAUUCCGUUGAAAUGAAUUUUGAUUGGUCAAGGCAACCUCCAACUUUUGAACCAGGCACAUACUCCACACCUAUGGAACAAGCCAGAGUAUCCAUACCAGAAGAUAUUGUGGACAUAUCAUUUCCGGAAGACACUCCUCCCUCAUUUACGUCAACAUUAAGCUCCCCGGGCAGUUUCGGCUCAUUCAGAAUCGAUCCUCCUUCGUACGGUGAUGUAGGACUGUAUGGUAGACCUGCCCAGCCAGAGCAGCGUUCGUAUGAGGCUCCACCUCCGUCUACAUCAGCAUCACCUUCGUUCAGGAUCGCUCGUCGUCCGUACGGUGAUGUACGACUACAUGGCCGACCUGUACAGUCUCCACCUCUACCACCCUCCGCGGACAGCACAGGCUCAUUCAGGAUUGCUCGUCGUCCGUACGGUGACGUACGACUGCGUGGCAGACCUGUGCAACCGGAGUUGCGUUCGUAUGACGCUCUACCUUUCGUUACACCGGAACAACCAUCGUUUAGGCUUGCUCGUCGUCCAUACGGUGACGUACGACUGCAUGGUAGACCUGUGCAACCAGAAGAGGCUACACCGGAAGCCCCCUCCGCGGACACUACUGGCUCAUUUAGGAUAUCGCGUCGUCCGUACGGUGACGUACGACUGCAUGGUAGACCUGCACAACCAGAAGAAGUUACACCGGAGCCAUCAUCCGCGGACACCACGGGCUCAUUCAGGAUCGCCCGUCGCCCGUACGGUGACGCACGACUGCAUGGUAGACCAGUGCAGCCAGAGCUGCGUUCGUAUGAUGCUCUACCUUUCGUUACACCGGAACGACCGUCGUUUAGGCUCGCUCGUCGCCCAUACGGUGAUGUACGACUUCAUGGGCGACCUGUACAACUAGAAGAGGCUACACCGGAACCCCCCUCCGCGGAUACCACGGGCUCAUUCCGAAUCGCCCGUCGCCCGUACGGCGACGUUCGACUACAUGGCAAACCUGUGCAACCGGAGCUGCGUUCGUAUGAUGCUCUACCUUUUGUUACUCCGGAACCACCAUCGUUUAGGCUUGCUCGUCGUCCAUACGGUGAUGUACGACUGCAUGGCAGACCUGUGCAACCAGAAGAGGUUACACCGGAACCACCCUCCGCGGACACGACGGGCUCAUUCAGGAUCGCCCGUCGCCCGUACGGUGACGUUCGACUGCAUGGUAGACCAGUACAGCCAGAGCUGCGUUCGUAUGACGCUCUACCUUUCGUUACACCGGAACAACCGUCGUUUAGGCUUGCUCGUCGUCCAUACGGUGAUGUGCGACUUCAUGGGCGACCUGUACAACCAGAAGAGGUUACACCGGAGCCACCCUCCGCGAACAGUACGGGCUCAUUCCGAAUCGCCCGACGCCCGUACGGUGACGUACGACUGCGUGGCAGACCUGUGCAGCCGGAGUUGCGUUCGUAUGAUGCUCUACCUUUUGUUACACCGGAACCACCCUCAGCGGGCUCAUUCAGGCUCGCCCGUCGUCCGUACGGUGACAUACGACUGCAUGGCAGACCUGUACAACCAGAAGAGGCUACACCGGAACCAUCCACCGCGGACACCACGGGUUCAUUCAGGAUCGCCCGUCGUCCGUACGGUGACGUACGACUGCACGGUAGACCAGUGCAGCCAGAACAAUCCUUGGAAGAUAUUGUCAGUCCUGAAAGUGUAGCUGAUUAUGAGCAGUUUGAUGUACAGGAUGUACGGUCAAGCACAAUGAAUCAGAGUCGGCUGACACCCUUCGGAAGUCAUGGUGGAAGGAGAAGAGUAGAGGUUGGAUCGAGGUUGGCCAGUGGCUGGAGUCGAUCGGAACGCUUGGAAGAUAUUGAAGAGGAGUUUGCUCCGGACCUCAGUUCAACACUAUUGGAUGAAGUAGAGCCCCCAAAGGACGCUGAUGCUGUCAGUGAGCUGUUCGAGAGGAUAUCCCAUCAAGCGGAUGAACUACGGAGCAGGAAUGAAUAGGGAUAGGAAGAAGGCUUAGGGUGGAUGAGAAAAUAUGGACUUUAGACAGUACUUUGGUAGCUUAGUAGGUCAUGACAUGUGUAUUUUGAAAUGUAU